GCAAAAUAUUUUGUCAAAUUUUUAGGUUAUGCAAAUGUUAACCUAUACAAUAAUUUCGAUACUCAAACGAAUAGAAAAUUUGUCUAUUUAUUAAAGAUAUUAUUUAAAGAGUAAAAACAAAGAAGUUCCAAAAAUGGAAGAGCCGAAAAUUGAAGAUUUGGAUUUGUAUGAAAUUCUGGAAAUUGAAAUAACUAGCACUGUCGCAGAUAUUAAAAAAGCGUACAGAAAAAAAGCCCUUCAGUGCCAUCCAGACAAAAACCCGGACAAUCCAAAUGCAGCAAAAGAAUUUCACCAGCUGUCUCGAAUUCUUGAAGUGUUAAUAGACGAAACUGCUAGAAAAGCAUAUGAUGCAGUUCUAAAAGGUCGUAAAGAAGCUGCGAUAAGACAUAAGGAACUUGACAGUAAAAGGAGAAAACUGAAAGAGGAUUUAGAAGCUCGUGAACGACGUGCGGCUGCCGGUUAUAAAACAAAAUCUGCAGAUGAGAAACUAAAAGAGGAGAUUGAAAGAUUACGCAAAGAAGGUUCUAGACAAGUGGAAGAAGAACUUGAAAGAAUCAGACAGGAAGUUCUGGAAGAACAGAAAGCUAAACUCGACGCUAACAGUUGCAGUGGGGCAAAUCACAGAAUUAAAAUCAAAUGGAAUGUUGUUAAAGAUGAUAAAACAAAUGGAGGGUAUAAUUAUGAAAACCUUCAUAGGUUUUUAUCAAAGUAUGGUAACGUGACCGCACUAGUACUGUCUCAGAAAAGAAUGGGUACUGCGCUUGUUGAAUUUGAAACAAGAAAUGCAGCAGAAAUGGCUAUCGAGAUGGAAGUAGGGCUUCCCUCAAAUCAAUUAAAACUCGAAUGGGUCAACCCACCCCCAAUUCGUAAAAGCGUCCCCAGUUCUCUUGUGAAGCCCUCUGACUAUGAAAGUGUAGUAUUGACCAAAAUGAGACAAGCAGAGGAGAGGCGGAGGCUAAUCGAACAGUUGAAAGCAGAAGACGCCGAUGAUUAGUUGUACAUUACAAUAAAAUAUAAAUAAACUUUUU
Molecule: messenger RNA, 1028 nt
Organism: Tribolium madens (black flour beetle)
Lineage: Eukaryota; Metazoa; Arthropoda; Insecta; Coleoptera; Tenebrionidae
Product: dnaJ homolog subfamily C member 17
Exons: 4
Coding region: 134-994 (286 amino acids)
Biological process (GO): spliceosomal complex disassembly
Cellular component (GO): spliceosomal complex
Molecular function (GO): RNA binding
Source: RefSeq, a predicted model, not a curated record